AGUCUGGUCCCGAAACCCAAGGUCCGAUCCGCAAACCCAAGGUUCCCAGUCUCCCCUCUUGCCCCCAUCUCGCGUCCUCCGCUUCUCCUAUGCCGAUCUGAUAACAACGGCUUCUUUCCUCACAAUGCCAAUGGCAGCUCUGACGACCCAGCUAGCUAACAACAUGGUCGUCGCCCAUGUUCUUGCCCGGUGAACAAAACGACCAUGCAUUCUCUCCCAGAGCGCACAGUACCUGAGCAAGCUAAUAAUAAGGUGCUUAUUAUUACUACUCCAUGGUUUUGAUGUUCCAUUCCAACCUCAAUGAUGAAACACAUGCUUCCCCUGUGAGAAAGCUGUCAUAAUCACCAGGCCAUCAUCGACGCUCCGUCCUUUGGCGCGUGGAAGUGGAUGCAUGCGGUGUGCGGGAUAUGGGCCGAGAAAAAGCUCCGACAGACGCGGGCUGACGAAGCCACUGUGCUCGAUCGUAUCUAGUGGGAGGUGCGAAGAGGAUCUAGCAGAGACGAUGGAGCAGCGAUAUCGCGUGACUGCAGCGACGGGAGCCUUGGAACCCGUCAUAAGCAAGCUCACUAACUUGCUGGAUGACCGGACUGAGUUUGCUCAUCUCGAGAGGUGGCGUGAAGACAUCCAGUUCGUCAAAUCACGGCUGAGCUCCAUGUACUCUCUCCUUCUGACGAUAUGGGACAGGGAGGAUCUUCGUCUUGAUUCAGUGUGCAACGAAUGGAUGGCUGAAGCACGGAAGCUGUCCUACAGUGUUGAGGAAGACAUCGACAGCGGCGUCUUUGCUGACAGCUCCGCCUUCACACAGCCUAAAACCGACGCAGUAAACCCAUUCGAGAAGCUGAAGAAUGAGGUGCAAAAAUUGAUCAACCGGUGCUCGGAGGACUGGAAGACUCUGGGAAGAACCAUCUCGGAGCAUCCUCAGCCAGCUGAGCCGAAUGUUGACCCAAUAAUGUCUGAAUUUAUCCACCACGAUGCGUCAGAGCUCGUGGAGAUGGAUGAGAAGAAAUAUCAACUCAUAAGAUUGCUGGAAGAGCACCACACUGUAUGCAUUGUAGGAUUUGCAGGGAUGGGCAAAACCACACUUGCUGACCAAGUGUACCAAGGAAUCAGAAAGAAAUUCAAAAGCCAUGCCUUUGUUUCAUUGUCGAGAAGGCCAAACGUGACGCGAGUUUUGACAAGUCUUUGUACUCAAGUCAUGGUGUCUGCCAUCACUAAGAGAAAAGUAGUAACCAACAGUCUAGCUGACACGGUUGCAUUGGAAUGGGGCAGUCAUUAUUCUUCCUUCAUCAAAGCCAUAAAAGAUAUACUCUGCGAAGAUGUACUCCGCAAAGCUAAUGACGAGCAAAAGAAAGACACAGAAACUUUGAAUAAACUGCAAGAGGAAGAAAAUAUACUCAUCAAGAACAUAAAGGGAUUCUUCGGAAGGGUUAUGGUAUGACUGAAACCUGCCGGAUAAUAUCCGUAGAGUACCUGCAAAAGGGCCAUGCCCAUCAGUUUGGUUCAACUGGAGCACUUGUCUCGGGAGUUGAAGCAAAAAUUGUUGAUGUAAAGACAAUGAAGCAUCUGCCUUUGAACCAACUAGGAAAAAUCUGUAUUCGAGUACCAAACAUAAUGGAAGAUGAUAUUUGAUUAUUUUUCUGCCUUAUUGAUUUUGUUUAUUUACAAAUGUAACUGUGUAUAUAUGCCAAUGUUUGGGUUGUGCUAUUAACUUGUGCUUUCAUUGGUUAAUUUCUCGA
Molecule: messenger RNA, 1736 nt
Organism: Sorghum bicolor (sorghum)
Lineage: Eukaryota; Viridiplantae; Streptophyta; Magnoliopsida; Poales; Poaceae
Exons: 7
Coding region: 392-1438 (348 amino acids)
Molecular function (GO): ADP binding
Source: RefSeq, a predicted model, not a curated record